UUUUGAGCCAAGGUCACUGGUCAUUAUGUGCCUUACCACGUUACGCAACCAGUAUUAAGCUUAACUUUCUUUAGUAACAACUUGUAGUCGUUUUUCCUACUCAACCGAUAAUUGACUAUGAGCAGAUUUUCUCAGCUUGCUGCGGCUUCUGAUCUCCAAGAACAACUAUGGGACCUAAAAUUGAAUUCAGAGAUUCAGUCGGUAGACAAAAACAAGUGUUCAAAUUCAGUUAAAAAAUCAAAGAAAAAGUCUCGUACUUCUUCGAAGUGUUCGACAGAGUCUGUUCGGUCGCAUCACUCUAAUAUUGUUUUACAAGACAACGCAGAUAAAAUAAACUAUGAUGGUUUGUACAUUGAACCAUGCGGAUUUCGAAAUGUCAGAAAUUCUUGUUUCCUUAAUGCUUCCCUCCAACUCCUACUCAAUAUUCCAGCUCUAUGCUCAACUUUGUAUAAAUUUCGCGGGAUAUGCAUUUCUUCAUCUGAAUCUGUUUUGAAUGUUUCAAGCACUCAAGAAAAGAAAGCUCCUUUGACAGACCAACUAUUGGAAUUAAUUGGAAAGCUCAAUCCACAAGUAGUGAAGCAUAAAACCAUUGUGAAUAAUACUUCUCAAUAUUGCAAUGGUUAUAAUAACAAUAAUAAUAAUAAUGUUAAUACCGAUAAUAUUGUCAAUAAUGAAAGCAAAACAAAAGUAGAUGGCAAUUCGAAUGAUCCUAUUCCCUCAACUUAUAAACUAUCACAGCCAAAUGGUAUACAACCCUUUGUGUUAAAGCAUUUAAUUACACCGGACCCAGUGUUUAGACAAUUGCUUCAUAUGAAUACAGGUUUUCAAGAAGAUGCUGCUGAAUGCUUGACCUAUCUGCUUACACAAUUACAUGAAGAAAUGGGUUGUAUGGUAUCAGAUAAGAAUACAGAUGUACAUAAUAUGGGUGAAAUAGAUCAAAGUCAAAAUGAUUCAGAAUGGAUAGUUACUGGUCGAGCUGGGAAACAUUAUCCAGAAGCUAGAAAGAUCGAACUUGACGGUGGUCAAAGUCCUAUUGCUUCAUUAUUUUGUGGUACACUUGUAACACGUUUCAAUCUAGGCAAAUCCGAUAAUAAUUACAAUACUUAUAAUUAUUCAUCUAUGCAUAAUCAUGCCAAAAAAUCAGCUAUUAAAGAGCCUUUUUUUAUACUUCAUGUACCUAUUGACAAUCCUAUGGUUAAUUCUGUGGAAUCCGCUUUACGUUGUUUAGCUGAACUUGAAGAAAUUACUGAUUAUCAUAAUUCAUCAGAUUCUUUCAUGUCUUCAGUACGUCGUCGAUCUACCGUAGAUCGUCUUCCACCAUAUUUAAUGAUACAAUUAAAACGUUUUUACAAUGAAUCUAAAAUUAAAACUGUACAAAAUAUCAAUACAUCUGUAAAUCAAUUAAACUCAUCAGUCACAUCCAAAACCUCUUCUGUAAUUAUUCGUAAACAUUUGAAAUCAGUUAAUAUUCAAUCUAAACUUGUUAUACCAAAAGAACUUUUAAGUCAAGAAACACAUUUCAGCAAUACUGAACGUCAUUAUCAACUUCAAGCUGUAAUAUUUCAUGUUGGUGAAACAGUUGAAUCAGGUCAUUAUACAAUUGCUGUACGUAUAAAUCAUUCUUUAGAAAAAUCUAAAAACCCUACUAUUCCCAUGUUUAUGUAUUUCGAUGAUGAUCAUGCUUGUUUAUUAAAUAAUCCCGAAAGUAUCAAUCUCUUACUAACUACACAUCGUCCAUUAGACACAAGAAAUGGUACAUUUCUUCUGCUGAAAAAACAUGUUCCAUCAUCAUCAUCGACGUCAUCAUCAUCAUUAUCACCGUCAUUGUCUUCUCAUCAACAGCAUAAUGCAUUAUUAACCACCAAUAUUGUUAAUCAUCCACGUACACCGUAUAUUCUACUGUAUGCAUCACAAUUAACUGUUUAUUCAUAACCUCAAAUAAUUGACGAAAUGUACACAUGUCAUUUAUCAUCAUUCGAUCAUGCUAUGCUUUCUUGUAUGCGUGUGUGUGUGUGUGUUGGCAUUUCAAUUCUUCUUCUUACUAUUAUCAUUAUCAUUAUUAUUAUGCUCUGAUCUUGUCUAUUUCUUCAUGUGUUUAUAGUUUUAAAUUUUUCUAUUGUGUAAUUUGUUUGCUUUUCUUUUUUUCGUUUUUAAAAAAAAUU
This is a messenger RNA of Schistosoma turkestanicum, 2162 nucleotides long. The record is from the annotation of a GenBank genome assembly. Lineage: Eukaryota; Metazoa; Platyhelminthes; Trematoda; Strigeidida; Schistosomatidae.